Macadamia integrifolia is the source of this 2220-nucleotide messenger RNA. The record is from the annotation of a RefSeq genome assembly. Lineage: Eukaryota; Viridiplantae; Streptophyta; Magnoliopsida; Proteales; Proteaceae.
AUGGAACAUACAUAUCAAUAUGCGUGGAUUAUACCACUCCUUCCACUUCCAGUUCCUAUGUUAAUAGGAAUGGGACUUCUCCUUGUUCCGACGGCAACAAAAAAUCUUCGUCGUAUGUGGACCUUUCCUAGUGUUUUAUUGUUAAGUAUAGUUAUGAUUUUUUCGGUCGAUCUGUCUAUUCAGCAAAUAAAUGGCAGUUCUAUCUAUCAAUAUGUAUGGUCUUGGACCAUCAAUAAUGAUUUUUCCUUAGAGUUUGGCCACUUGAUCGAUCCACUUACUUCUAUUAUGUCAAUCUUAAUCACUACUGUUGGAAUUAUGGUUCUUAUUUAUAGUGAUAAUUAUAUGUUUCAUGAUCAAGGAUAUUUAAGAUUUUUUACUUAUAUGAGUUUUUCCAAUGCUUCUAUGUUGGGAUUAGUUACUAGUUCCAAUUUAAUCCAAAUUUAUAUUUUUUGGGAAUUAGUUGGAAUGUGCUCCUAUCUUUUAAUAGGUUUUUGGUUCACACGACCCAUUGCAGCAAAUGCUUGUCAAAAAGCGUUUGUAACUAAUCGUGUAGGAGAUUUUGGUUUAUUAUUAGGAAUCUUAGGUCUUUAUUGGAUAACGGGUAGCUUUGAAUUUCGGGAUUUGUUCGAAAUAUUCAAUAACUUGAUUAAUAAUAAUGGAGUUAAUUUUUUAUUUGUUAUUUUGUGUGCUUCCUUCUUAUUCGUCGGUGCAGUUGCUAAAUCUGCACAAUUCCCACUUCAUGUAUGGUUACCCGAUGCCAUGGAAGGUCCUACUCCUAUUUCGGCUCUUAUACAUGCUGCUACUAUGGUAGCAGCAGGAAUUUUUCUUGUAGCUCGGCUUCUUCCUCUUUUUACAGUCAUACCUUACAUAAUGUAUCUAAUUUCUUUAAUAGGGAUAAUAACAGUCCUAUUAGGAGCUACUUUGGCUCUUGCUCAAAAAGACAUUAAGAGAAGUUUAGCCUAUUCUACAAUGUCUCAAUUGGGUUAUACUAUGUUAGCUUUAGGUAUGGGGUCUUAUCGAGCUGCUUUAUUUCAUUUGAUCACCCAUGCCUAUUCUAAAGCAUUAUUGUUUUUAGGGUCCGGAUCCAUUAUUCAUUCAAUGGAAACUGUUGUUGGAUAUUCUCCAGAAAAAAGUCAAAACAUGGUUUUUAUGGGCGGUUUAAAAAAAUAUGUGCCAAUUACAAAAAAUGCUUUUUUUUUAGGUACACUUUCUCUUUGUGGUAUUCCGCCUUUUGCUUGUUUUUGGUCCAAAGACGAAAUUCUUAAUGAUAGUUGGUUGUAUUCACCGAUUUUCGCAAUAAUCGCUUGUUACACAGCAGGAUUAACUACAUUUUAUAUGUUUCGGGUAUAUUUACUUACUUUUGAGGGACAUUUAAACGUCCAUUUUCAAAAGUACAACGGCAAAAAAAAUAGCUCGUUCUAUUCAAUAUCUAUAUGGGGCAAAGAAGAAACAAAAAUGAUUAAAAAAAAUUUUCGUUUAUCGACAAUAAAUAAUAAUCAAAGGGAUUCUUUUUUUUCGAAGAAAACAUAUCCGAUUGAUGGAAAUGUAAGAAGCAUGCCGCGACCCCUUAUUACUAAUACUCAUUUUGGGAGUAAAAAGACUUUUCCCUAUCCUCACGAAUCGGACAAUACUAUGCUACUGCCUCUACUUAUAUUGGUCUUAUUUACUUUAUUCGUUGGAUUCCUAGGAAUUCCUUUCGGUCAGGGAGGAAUGGAUUUGGAUAUAUUAUCCAAAUGGUUAACUCCGUCAAUAAAUCUUUUACAUCCCAAUUCGAGUAAUUCUGUGAAUUGGUAUGAGUUUGUUACAAAUGCAAUUUUUUCUCUUAGUAUAGUUUAUUUCGGAAUAUUUAUAGCGUUGCUUUUAUAUGGGCCUGUUUAUUCAUCUUUCCAGAAAUUCGAAUUAAUUAAUUCAAUUGUGAAAAUGGGUCCUAAGAGAAUUUUCUGGGACAAAAUUAUAAAUAUUAUAUACAGUUGGUCAUAUAAUUGUGGGUAUAUAGAUUUUUUUUAUCUAACAACUUUCCUUAGUGGUAUAAGGGGAUUAGCCGAAUUAAUUUAUUUUUUUGAUAGACGAGUAAUUGAUGGAAUUACGAAUGGUAUUGGUGUUACAAGUUUCUUUGUAGGAGAAGGGGUUAAAUAUAUAGGUAAUGGGCGAAUUUCUUCUUAUAUUUUCUUGUAUUUAUCUUAUGUAUUAAUCUUUUUAUUAAUUUACUAUUUAAAUUAA